GUAAUCCUCCGUACAAUUUGCCCAGAUUACGGUUGGCGUCAACUUCCUUUCCAAGGUUUCAGGUCCCGCUUGCUUCGGAUCACUGGGAUUGUAGGAGAUGAUGUCCAUCGGUAGGUCGUCGACGAGCUGCGACAAGAAGGAGAAGGAUGUUGAGAGGGAAGGAGGGGGAUUGGUGGGGGAAGACUGUGCAAAGGAGGCGAGCGGUGAAGUGAUGGCAAAAGAAACCGCUGGCGAAGACGCGAUAGUUCAGGUGGAAUUCGAGGUGGGGGAGAGGUCGGAAGGGGAGGAAGUCAAGGGGGCGGCGGCAGACGGGACGAGGACGCAGCGACGUGUGGACAGGAGGAUGGGGGACCGCAAUGGCCACCGUGUACAUUGCCGAGCUGGCAAAUGCUUCCACCACGUGAUCCUGACAAGAAAGAUCGGUUUGGGGGUGCUGAUUAAGAUGGUGAUGGCGAUGCUGAUUAUAAUGGGGGACGUGGGGAGUGGCAGUGGCUCGCCCGGCAACAACCGGCGGCUUGAUGCUGGCUCCCGCGUUCUCUCCACAUCGACAAGCAUGUCCAGGGGGGCUGUUCCCACCGAAAAGGGGGAGGGGACUUGGGAGUCGUCGAGGGAUCGAAUCCUGCAAGGUCUGAACGUGCCGCCAGUGACCAUCCUGAACCAAUCGCUGAUAAUCAAUACACCACGCACUUUGCUCGUGAAACGGCCCACGCCGUUUUUCCCUAGAACAAACCGGAGUGCCUUGCUCGAGUGUUACCUAGUUGUAGAAAGUUUGGUGCCUUUGUCGAAUGGCACAGUGGUGUACUACAUUGCCGACGAACGUUGUGCAUUUAACUCCUCAACGGUGUACUCUCAUUGGCUGAUGUCCUUGCGAAAGGCAGACCUGACCCCGGCGAUGCAGGAGGGAUCGUCGAAUCCAGUGCAAGACGAUUCCCUCAUCACCUAUUGGUGGCCGUUUGCUGAUGGCGAGGGGACAAAUGCAUCUUCCCGGCCAAUGAUUUUUGACGAAAACUCAACGAUGCUUCCAAUGGCACUCAUGGAUGGGAUGGACAUUACGGCUGACGGUUCGCACAUGGUGUUGAGCACGAGCGAGCUCUUUGCCCACGAAAACAUCAGUGAAUCGUUCGGAUCUGCCGUAAAUUUGGUGUCUCUAAUCGACGGCCAGCGAUCUUCCAUCCUCCUGCCGGGCGUCAACGUGAGCGGCGUGGCAUUUGAGCCGACGAAAACGCGUCUGUAUGCAAUGGACUUUGAGAAGCCACAGCUGCUAUCUGCCGCGGCAGCGGACGUGACGGUUCCUGGCGCCUCUUCGACGAUCUUCAAAACCGUGACCACCUUGCCCCCUGGAAAUGCAAGCUCUGCUGCUUAUGCUCCCGUGGCAGAACCAUACAUCCGUCCCCAGGGUUUUUUAUCCGACAGCAGUUGCGUUUACUCCGUUGAUAGGAACAACACCAACGUGUGGGCCAUAGACAUCGCCAAAUCGGAGGCUUCCCUGGUGGCUGCCAGUGCGGACUUCGCAACGAAUGAUGACCUUAAUGGCCGUUUGCGAGAGCUCGUAGUCGUAGGGGAUGGAUGCAAUCUGUUCGUGAGUGACAUCAACGGGUUCGUGUGGUGGAUAAAAUCAGACGCGCCGUGCGGGAGGGCGCGAAGUGUGGAGAUCGUGGCACGAACCACCAGCGUGGGGCUCUGGGGUAUGGCCAUGAACGAUGACGGGACUCGGUUGAGUUUGUACGUUGGAUCAAGCAAGGGGCAUCUGAUCGAGCUGCAAAUCAACAGGUCAUUGCUGCACCGAUGCUCACUGCCGUCUCCACCGGCCAGCAUUUCUCCCCCCCCCUCCCCCUCCCCCUCCCCCGCCCUCUUGCCAUCGGCAACCCCCGCAGCUCCCUCCUCCACGUCCGAACGUCAGAAUUUUGUCCUGUUUAUCGCUUUGCCCGUGGCCGCUGUUUCCUUCACCGCACUUGUUGCUCUCCUCCUUUGCCUUGUCUAUCGCAAAAGCCGGCAGAAGCAGAGUCCCCAGAGGGAGGAGGGGGGGGGGGAGCAGGAAACCCCCCAAGGCAGCUGGCAGGGGACCGCAGGUAGCAACCGUGGGACCAAAAGCGGCGUGCAAGUGGGCCCAGGUGCUACCAAGUUGUCCCGUAUGCCUCGCACUGGGGCUUCUUCUUCUCAGGAGCAACCACUCGACGACGACCGAUUCAGCGUGCCUAGCCGCUGGCGCAGUGGAGGGUCUUCACAGGAGCAGCAGGGAGUACUCGACGAAAAACGGCUUUCCACUCACCCUGGCGGCGGCCCCAUGCCAGAAAUUCACCCCUUCCAUGUCAGAAAGUUCGAUCUCAGAACCUUGUCCUACAUCACCAAUGGGUUCAGCGACGAGUACCGAAUGGGAGAGAAGGGAAUGUUUGGGAACGUCUACUGGGGGGCUCUGGAGGACCAGCAGGUGGCUGUAAAGGUGAUGACGGGGGAGCUGACGGCCUCCAAGCGGAAACAAUUCACAGCGGAGGUAAACACGCUGAGCAGGCUUCACCACUCCAACCUCGUUCGUCUCGUAGGUUAUUGUCAGGAAGACAGUAAGUCCAUUCUUGUGUACCCUUACUGCUCCGGGGGGAGUCUCUAUGCCCGCUUGCAUGACAGAGGGGGGAUUCGAACUGCGGCAGCCGCGUUAAGAAGCCCUCCUCCUCUCACCCUCGUGGAGCGUAUGUCCAUAGCCUUCCAGAUCGCCAAGGGACUGCGCUAUCUGCAUGCGGAGGUGGAGCCGCCGGUCAUCCACAGAGAUGUCAAGAGCAGCAACGUUCUGCUCGGAUCGGGAUCGGGAGAGAACAUCCGGACUGUCUUGGCCGAUUUCGGCCUGGCGUUGAUGUGCGAGAGGCUGUUCGACACCCAGUACUCGUCCAUCGUGCUGACGAACCACGUGUCCGGCACGCAGGGCUACAUGUCGCCGGAGUACAUGAUGAGGGGAAAGCUGACGGAGAAGAAUGACGUGUAUGCCUUUGGCGUGAUCCUGCUGGAGCUGCUGACGGGGCGAAAGGCGAUGAUGCGGCCGAAGGGCUUAGAGAAGGGUUCAGGGUCGGGAUGGCAGACACUCGUGGAGUGGGUCAGGCUGCAGAGCAACCAAAAGGGUAGUUUUGGACCGGGGGGGGUACCUGUCCAGAUUCUCGACAGCUGUCUCACGAGCCAGGUGAUGACGGACCCUGCUAUGGUGCAAAUGGUAGCGAGUGUGCUCUCUCUGGCUUGGGAGUGCGUAGACGACGACGACAGCUCAAGGCCCACCAUGAGCGAGGGGACAAAAACGAUGCGAGCAAUCUUGUCAAACGCCAAGAUUACAGGUCCAGGAGACGAGAGAAGACUGCGGAGAGAGGCUAGAGAGAGAACAACGGCAAGAAGAGCAAGGGUGGCUGAGGCCAGUGCCAGGUUUAGGAUUACAGCUAGCACCGGUACGACCAUGGCUACUUCCUCUACCAUGUCGCAGGCCUCUUCACAGUCCACUUCGUCAGGAGUCAGUCAGAGUGGUUCUCAGGCUUCCAUUAGCCAGAGUGUUGGUUUGCAAGUCAGCCACCAGGCUCAAUUCACACCGGAGGAUUAUGAGAUUCUCCAAGCAGAAGAACUUCAGGAUGAGUUGCAGCGGCAGUUCGAUGAAGCAGCAGAGAGAAGAAGAAGAGCAAUUAUGAGAAAAGCUAGACUAGGUCGGGUGGUAAUUGCGGUCACAUACAUUUAGAAAUGUGCUAGUAGUUAUGAAUGCACGAAAAACACGAGGGCGCAGCUUCCACACGA
Chara braunii is the source of this 3759-nucleotide messenger RNA. The record is from the annotation of a GenBank genome assembly. Lineage: Eukaryota; Viridiplantae; Streptophyta; Charophyceae; Charales; Characeae.